Messenger RNA from Amoebophrya sp. A120, 346 nucleotides. NCBI's taxonomy places the organism in Eukaryota, Dinophyceae, Syndiniales, Amoebophryaceae. The record is from the annotation of a GenBank genome assembly.
GACGCACCAUAUCCAUAGGUACAGGUACAACUCAAACGAUGUUUCUCUGGUAUCCACACGAUAACGAUCCUUUAUUUUUUCCUGCAGUUUAUCUUUAUGCUCUACAUUUACCCCUAAUUGAAUCAACACGAGUAAGUAUAGAACUUUUUCGAGAUCACUACGUAUUUUCGCGCUUUGGCCGUUCCCUUACGCAACAUGAAGAUGACUUCGUCGAAUUUAGUGUUUUACCAACCAUUAAGUACCCCCAGUAAGUAUUUCAAUUUUUUGUACGACAGAAAAUAAAUACAGCAUUCCUGCACUUGUAUACCGAUGAGAACCGCCCAUACUGGGAAGAAAAAGAAAACCG